CUAGUAAAUUACUUCAAGAUGCUAAUAUAAAAUUCCAAUAUAGAACUGAUUUUAAUUUAUCCUUUUCUUAUACACUUUUUCUUAACUUAGCAGUAAAUGACCUGUCACAACUUGAGAAAACCAAUGUCUAUUACACUAUAGAUGUUGAAAAGGUAAAACCCAUCAAGUUGUACCUAUAUCAGACUUCAUCUUGA
Messenger RNA from Diversispora eburnea, 194 nucleotides. The record is from the annotation of a GenBank genome assembly. NCBI's taxonomy places the organism in Eukaryota, Fungi, Glomeromycota, Glomeromycetes, Diversisporales, Diversisporaceae.